This is a messenger RNA of Carcharodon carcharias (great white shark), 6409 nucleotides long. It is a transcript of the gene lyrm1, whose product is annotated as LYR motif containing 1. Bases 276 to 641 code for a protein of 121 amino acids. The transcript is spliced from 6 exons. Gene Ontology annotation, cellular component: mitochondrion. Lineage: Eukaryota; Metazoa; Chordata; Chondrichthyes; Lamniformes; Lamnidae. The record is from RefSeq and is a predicted model, not a curated record.
CUCCGUCGCUGCGACGUGAGGGGUACGCCUGCGCGACGCUCGAGCCCCAGGCGUUCGUCCGUUGGUUGCUCCCUCGAGCUGGGAGAAAACCGCCGGCUACCCUCUGGUUAAAUGUGUUCCGUUGAUAAUAACACAACCUGCAACCUGGCAGAAAGCACCGAAUUUCUCCCUGCGGGGUCACUCUCCGCCCAACCUCUGUUGAAGGGUCAUGAGGACUCGAAACGUCAACUGUACUCUUUUCCACUGAUGCUGCCAGAUCUGCUGAGUUUUUCCAGAUGACAGUAGCAACUAGGUGUGAUGUGCUUGGUCUUUAUCGAAGGAUCUUCAGAAUAGCAAGAACAUGGCAGUCACUAUCAGGCCUAACAGAUGACACUUUGAAAGAAAAGGACUACAUCAUCACAGAGGCCAGAGCAUUGUUCAGAAAAAACAGAAAUUUAACAGAUGUAGAAGCAAUUAAAAUCUGUAUACAGGAAUGCCAAACAAGGAUAGAAAUGGGACUACAUUACAGAAUUCCUUAUCCUAGACCAAUGCAUUUACCUCCUAUGGGACUUGCUGAUAAAAAGGGACGCAAGUUUAGAAUGCAAGAAAGGCUGAGGAAAAUGGCCAAACCAGUGUAUCUACAAUCACAUGAGGAAAUGUAAUGGUGACUGGAGUCAACAACUUAAACUAUUUUCUUUGUUCACGUGAAUAUGAUUUGUUAUUGAAGUGGUUUACAUUGUACUUUAUUUCUAGAAGUAAAAUUUCUGUAAUGAAAAGAGAACAGCAUCCAGCAAACUGUUUGAAUUAGAAAGUUCAUAAAAUAAUUAUGUUGUGGGAUUACCCUGGAACAGAAUUAUUUUGAACAUAGUUUAUCGAAGAUUGAGGAAUACUUUCAAUACUGAAACAUUUUAAAAAUGGAGCAAACAACAAGGUCCUGUGCUAUACUAUGGGCUUUGCCUUCUGGGCCUAUUGUGCUCCUGUUGCAUGCAAGUAGUAUAAUGCAGUGGGAAAAUGCAUAUGGUACUGAGGAUUUGCACAUUGUUCGUAGGUCAACCUUUUUAAGACUCUGUAUUUAGUGCAAAAUAUACUUUUAAAAGUGCAGAUAGCAAAACAAUGUAGUAUUUGCCUGACUUUGUUUUUCUUUCUUUCAUUGUCUAAUUUUUAUUCAUUCUUAGGAAAUGAGCAUCAUUGGUAAUGUCAGCAUUUAUUUCCAUCCCUAGUUGCCUUUCGGAAAGUGGUGGUGGCCUUCAGCUUGAAUGGUUGCAGUCUGACUGAUCACGGUGCAUCCACAAUGCUGAAGGCCUCGGAGCACUACCAGCAGCAGUCACUGGUCCCAGUGGCGCUGCCAGCAAUGGAGAGCUGCCCAGAUAAGUGCUUGAUUGCAAUUAAAUGGUGUUGGGCCUCCUGGAGAGAAGCAACACAGGGCUCCCACUGGUUCUUCAACUGGUGGGGGCCCCCAUUGCACAAACUAAAUCCGCCCAAUUCAUUGUUUUGCCCUUCAGAUUUUUAUUACACAUCCAUCUUUUACUCAUGAUUUUUGUCAAACAUUAAUCAUUUAAAUAUUUUAUCAAUGACAAAUCAUCAUUGUUUUGCAUCUCAGAAUAAAUGAACAGUGUGCAAAAAAUGCUUUUUAACAAAAUUAUUUACUUCUACUUCCCAAUUUCCAAGGUGAAUAUACAUAAUCACUUUUCAUAUUUGGAUAUUCAAAGAUUAGCAAGACAUUUUAGUCAUCCAACUGACAAAGAGCUGCCACACCACGAUUUAUCCAGUGCUGUUCUGGUUUAUUUGAUGAAAGCUCUAUUGAAAGAACAUAAUUUGUUGAGUGACCAGUUGUGGAUAAGGUACCUCUGCGAGCACUAGUUUUAUAGACUGGACAGUAAUAGAUCUUUAGAUGUAGAAAUUUUGCACUGAUUCCUGGUUUAAGCCAGAUAAUGGGCAGAGAAUCAAACAAAAUUUUGGGAAAUGACUCCCCAAUAACCAUUUCUUUUCUAUCCCAACGUGCACCUUCCAAAAACAGACCCUUAAUAUAGGCUCCAUCUCUUGGUUUUACCUCCAUAUCAGUUUCUUCUUUCAUGACCUAGAAAAUUUAAGAGAAACAAGUCUGGGGUAAUAUACUUCUGUAAGAGCAAACCGUUUUGGCUACAUGCUAAGAACAACAAUCUUAUGUAAGAAUAGGAAAACUUUAGAGCAAAGAAAAACACGUGUACUGAACACUUUAAUUUAAAAACAUGUUUUGAAUAAGGAUGCAGGUAUUAAAUGUAAGCAUGCUAUCAGAACUGCAAAUGAUCAAAUAUCCUGUUCAUAUUCUAAGCUCAUAAUGGAAAGGGGCUCCAGCAGAAACAUACUCAAGCAAGGAGAAAUCUCCUUGGAGAAAUGGAUUAAGGGGAAAAGUCCAGCAAGGAAUGGGAGGGGAAAAACCUGAACAAGUAGAAUACCUUUCUUACCUCAAAUUCAAAUCCGAUGUGAUCAAUUGGUAUGGUAUAUUUUCUUGCAUAAUUCUGAGACACACCAGUCAAAAAAGAUUGAGUAAAAUAGAAUCCAGAUAACCAAAAUACACUGGGUGGUCCUUUACUGAUCCAUUCCUAGAGACAAAAGACAUUUAACAAAAUGGCACUAUUGUUACAUUUAUGUCAAAUAACAAAAUGAGGCAUUUCCUCAAAUAAUGUUUUACUACCCUACAUGUUCUUAUGUACAUGCACAAUGGAAACAUCCUAUCCUUGAUUUUUACAUUUCACUGGUUCAGCAUAUUGAUCUACAUUUCAUGGAGAAAGUCUAACCCAUUGAUACUUAUUUCUUUAAAACAAUGUUUUUCUUUUAAAUGGUGCAUUCUGCAAAACUGAAAUUGUAUUAUAAGAAUUUCUCUCAUUUACCCAGGCUGUUUCAGCAAUAUAUUAAUUCAGUUUCUUGUACUUAAUCCCAGUGAUUAUUCCAAUACAGUUCCAUUAGUGUUAUUACCGUUUACUGCCCAAACAAAUUUAUUCAAAACACUAACAUAUAUAAAAUAUAAACUAAUUUAACUUUAUUUGACAUUUUUUAAAAAGAGCCUUGAGUGUAAUUCCCUCUAUUCCUAUUCCUGCCACAAGUUCCCAUUGAUUGUGGAAAUCCAUGAUAAUUCAGGUUGAAAUGGGGUUAGUUUAUGAUCUUGGCUUUUUUUCUCACCCCCAGAAUAAAACAAAAUACACAAUGGAUAAAAAGUAGCCAUUUAUGAUAUCUUAAUUGUGUAUCUUAUAAAUCCUCAUAACAAGUCUUGAUCUGGUUCUUAGAUUCAAUAUUCAAUAUUCUAUGCAAAGGAUUUGUUUGCAUAGCAAGGCAGUAAAACUAUAUUCUAGUUAUGUUGACAUUAUGUUUGAGGCAUCAAAUUUGGCAAAUUAUAUCUGCAUACAUUUUAGAGUAGAUUAUACAUUUAUAUUAAAAUAUACCAGUAUAUAGAUAAUUUUUGUUAAUGGAUUUGUAUUUACGAUGGCAUUUUCUCUUCAGAUUGGCUAUAAUAAUUGUUUUAUAUUGCUAGCUAUCUCAUCUCAAUAUGAAGAUAGAGGUCCUUAAUUCAAGUGAGACAUUCUGCUAUAGUUUUAAGUAAAUAUAUAGUACCUGGAAGAAAUGUAACCUUGUAAGAAGGUCUACCACAUAACUGCCAAGGGGUUUCAGAGAUGGGUAGGAUUUGGCUGCCCACAUAGCUGGAACUUUGCCCACCAGCAUACUGUCAAACACAUUCUCCAGCUCAGCAGACAUUAACACAAGACCUUUAAUAGCUUUGCGUAUGUUUAUAAGACUGCUAUGUACAACUUGGGUGAGUCUGAAAGAGAAGAUACUGCAGUAGGUAAAAUGUUUUGUAUUCUCAUUAAACCCUUCAAGACAGAAUUUUCUAAAUUUCUUAACAUCCAUUUCAGAAGUUGCAUCUUGCCACCCUUGGUGAUUCCCAGGAAAUACCUGGACAAAUUGUAGAGAGUAAAGGCAUGGUAUAAUGUAUCCUGUCCCCAUUAUACUUUCCUUUGUGCCUGAUGAACAGCAUUCCUCAGACUGACAGAAGAAAAAUCAAUCUUUCAGUGUCAGUGUUUUCAUUCCUUUGGUGACUGGUGCAAACUUUCCCUGAAGGUACUCCCAUCAACCAGCACAGCUAAGGACUGUUAAUAGUACAAUGAUUACAGACAAAUUCAAUAGCAUGCAGUUACAAAACCACCUUUUUCAUCAAUUAUGUCCCAAUAUUUAGAUCAACAGAAGAACAACACAUGGGGCUGGAUUUAAUAGAAGUGACAGGAAUUUCAUCUUCUAGCUAGACAGCUGGCAAGAGCCCCACACCACCUCUUUUCGGGAAGGUCCACCACAUCUUGCCACUUAGGCACUUAACAGGACAGUGGCGGGCGUUCCCUGGGAUCAAGGGCCCCAGGGGCAGAAGUCCCACCCAACAAGGCCAGCAGCUCUAUUGAACAGUAGUGCUACUGAGGAGACAGUGGCUGCUGCUGAUAUGACACCCACAUGAAGCCCAGGAUCAAUAUCGACCCAUAAGUUGGCAUUAAUUGGCAGUGAGUUGGGAAGGCUGUCCACUACCCUUCCCACCAGACUUAAUCAAGGUAGAGAGAAAGUGGCAAGUUUCUCACCCAGCAACCACCCCCCUCCCCCAACCACAAAACUCUCCACGGGGCAGGGCAUUAAAUUCUAUUCAUGUUUACAGCUCAGCAGUUUACCCCAGAAAUGUCGCCAAGAUGUUUUUGGAAAUUUAUUUUUUCCAUUCUCAUCCCUAAUGUAUACAUUUCCCUUUUUUGCACUUAUUUUGCAAUCACGUCACCAUUAGAUCUGUUCUCAAUAAUUGUCCCAUUGGUCUUUUCUGUUUAUUUACAUUGCAAUAAUCAACUAGAUCUAAGAGUUAAAUUUAACCCUACCCAGGCAGUAAAAACCACUCAGGUGAACAGUUAAAACAUAGCAGGCUAGUUACCCAUUUGGACCACCACAUUCCUGCAGCCUGUAAUCUUAACCUGUAGAUUUCAGCAGGCAGUUGAUGUGCUCAUCCAAAGUAGGAAGAGGACUCGUAUAUUCAGAUCAGGGUCCUAUUUCACCAAUAGGCUCAUAGUUGCAGUUAAAUCCAGCCUUACGUGGCCAGCUGCUGUGGGUUUUACACUAUGUGAAAGCAGGUCACCAUCUAUCAGGUAGGUUAAAGAGCCCCAAAAGGUAAAUCAGAAACCUUUUUAUGGAGCCAAGAGGAAGCAAGAGUGCUCCUCUGGGCCUCACAAGGAUGGUCAUAUCCUUCCCUGUUCUAGAACACACCCUCUGAAAUUCCUGCGCAGUCACAAACCUGCAAUUGCGUGGUCGGCCGAGACUGGCCGACCUGUCUUAGUCGGCUGAGGCUGGCCAGUCUUCGACAGCUGAAAGCUACCCUCUGGUCUCUGCACUCUACUCCCAGGCAGCAUCUAAAAUCAUUAAUGGCCUGCUGCUGUCACUGGUGGCUGGGAAAUUAUCCCGCUGGAGUGGUUUCUCACUCCAAUAAAAUUCCCCAAAUACCAGCCUUUAUUGUAAACAGCUCAAAUGUCAUUUUCUAACUGGUAUGUUUGUUUAACGUUUACUCACACUCAGACUUUAUAUAAAUGUGUUAUGUUGAGAAGAAAUAAAGGAUGGAUUUGAAUCAAAAUUCAACAGAAUCUCCGAAACUUGCUCAGUUGGUGAGGAUAUUUCACUCAUGAGUAAAAAAAAAUCACCAGCUUGAUAUGCUUUAAUUGCAGCAUUAAGUUUUCAGAUAAAACCUUUGUUCCAAAUGCCAUUAUAUUUUUGUUGCACACCUGUUGAAUCUAAUAAGUUCUUGUCUGAGUACUGUAUUCAUGGACUCCUCAUAAACUACUGGAUAUUUCUUCAUCACUUCUUCCAAAUCAAAGUCAUCAGGUAGUUUGGACAUAAUGUCUGCAGCAAGGUCUUCAACAACUUCCUGAAAUUAUGUAGAUUCAUUAGAAGAUUUAAAACAUUUCAAUAAAAGUAUAACAAGUCAUUAGCAGAUUUUUGGUAUUAAAUCUUUUGGAAAUGUAAAUAAGACCAUAAGAUGUAGCAGCAGAAGUAGGCCAUUCAGCCCAUUCAUUGAGAUCAUGGCUGAUCUGAUAAUCCCCAACUCCACUUUCCUGCCUUUUCCCUAUAACCCUUGAAUCCCUUACUCAUUAAAAUUUCAAUCAUUUGUUCAAAUAUUUUUAGUUUGCCUAAUGUACCCCAAAACAAAUAUUGAUAAUAAAGCUAUUUGAUUGUUAAUAUACUUCUUGUAAUCAAUAAUACUGUAAUGAGUCAAAAAACUAAACAAAGAACAAACUUGCAUUAAUAAGUGCCUUUUGUGAGAUCAGGACAUCCCAAGGUGCUUGACAGACAAGAACUAUUUUUGUACCAUUAAUCAUAACAGAAAUUGUAGACAUUAUUUUGAUUUCACUUUAUUUUUCUGUAAUAAACUUUAUUCUGUUUCUAA